Neltuma alba is the source of this 762-nucleotide messenger RNA. RefSeq lists its product as uncharacterized. The record is from RefSeq and is a predicted model, not a curated record. The transcript has a single exon. Lineage: Eukaryota; Viridiplantae; Streptophyta; Magnoliopsida; Fabales; Fabaceae. Bases 149 to 442 code for a protein of 97 amino acids.
AAAAACAUCGUGGGCUCUUUCCCCUCGCAAUUUUUUCGGGCUGAUAUAAAUACGCCUUCCCGGUGGGCAAUGCGUUUCAUUCGUAGCUUCAACCUCCAGAGCGGCCAAAGCGAUCAAGAGACCUCUCUAGCUCUUUGCCCGUAGAUCGAUGGACUGCAUGACGACCGCUGUCACCGCCACCGCCACCGUCACCGUCACCGGCGGCAGAGAAAAAAGCGGCAGCAAGAAUCCGAGCAGGAGGGAAGGAUCGGACGGAUAUAUGGGCGUCGCAAUUCACAGCCAAGUGAUGAAAAUAAAACAAGAAAUAGAGAAGAUCAAGCACCCUUCGCUCCAGCACGUAGAGAUCAGACCUAUCUCUCUUCGAGAUUUCACACGCCAACGCCAACGUUCUCGAUCUCCUCUUGGAUUGUCCAAUAGGGCAAUCCCCGUCGGCAACGCUUAGCUUAAACAUAUAUGAAGUGUGUGCGUGUUUGUGUAUCCAUACACACUAUGUAAACUUUUUGAGAGGUACAUCAUAGUUUGUGUUAGUUUUCCUUUUCCUUCUGCUUUUUUCUGGGUUUGGUUCUGUGCUCUGGGUUUAUUUGUACAUGCUUUACGCUAGAGAAUCUCGCGACGUAGUUUCAUCUCUCUCUUCACCAUAAAAAAUCCCUUCUCUGUUUCUCAUAUCACCGCAGAGCAUGGCUUCAGGAUUUUGAGGCUCGGGGUGUUCUUUUUUCUGUUCUAAUUUCAACUGCGAAAUUGAAAGAGGCCAUGUUUACGAAA